CGCGUCAUUCAGAACAUCGUCGCGUCUUCCCACAAUCAAUUUCUCUAACUGUAGUAUCAACCACUUCUUGCGGGUCGAUAUCAAAAUCAAUUGCAAUUUUUGACCAAGCAGAGCUGUUGAGAGAUCAUUUACAUUCCUCGGCAUACCUGGAGAUUCCCUUACCAAGGCAUUGGACAACUUAUUGCACCCUUAAUCUCACAGUUAUUACCCGUACGUACACCCACAAACCCCUCCAUUCGACAGGGUCCCUCUUCGGAUGCAAAUAUGGUCAAUACCGCGAAAACUGGACCGGGGAUAUAUUCUGCUACCUAUAGCAAUGUGUGUAUACCUACUUGAAUACAAUGCCUUCUAUCCACUUCAUUCCUUGUUGCUGAUUUGAGUAUUAGGUCCCUGUGUAUGAAUAUUUGUUCGGAGAGGCUCUCAAGGAACAUGGUAAGCAGAAUGAUACUCCUAACUUCCAAGCAGUCUAGCUAACUUCGGCACAGUAAUGAGAAGACGGCAUGAUGAUUGGAUUAAUGCGACACAUAUAUUAAAAGCUGCUGGAUUCGAUAAACCUGCUAGGACGAGGAUCCUUGAAAGAGAAGUCCAGAAGGAAGAACAUGAGAAGAUUCAAGGUGGAUAUGGAAAAUAUCAAGGUUCGCAUACACUCUGGAUAUAAGAGUGUUACAGGAUUAACUGGUCUUAGGUACUUGGGUUCCUCUCGAAAAAGGUCAAGCUUUAGCGCAAAGAAACAAUAUUUAUGAAAAGCUUCGUGCGAUUUUCGAAUACACACCUGGUGAACUUAGUCCUCCGCCAGCACCAAAGCAUGCUACGAAUAAGCCAAAGGUCAAGAAACCAGCAGUACCAAAAUGGGGGGCGAGUGAGUUUCUUACUUUCCUUCUAGGUAGAUAGUACUAACAGAAUAGAACCAGUGCCGAUUCAACAAGCUGCGAUUGCCCGUCAAGUCGAAGAGAAUUACGAUAAUAUAGGCACUCAAUUGAAUGAUGAUGAAAGUGUGGCAGAUGAUGUUACAGUUGCUUCCGCUUCAUAUAUGGCCGAAGAUGAUCGAUUCGAUAUGUCUCGACCACCUACCGGACAUCGAAAGCGCAAAAGAGAUCGUGAGAGGGAUGAAUCUCAACAAGAUGAUCCUGUCGAUCUUCGUGCACAAGCUCAUCUUAUGUGGGCCGAUGAACUUUUGGAUUACUUCAUGGCACCUCCCGCUGAUGCGAAUUCUAUGGAUAGAAGACCAGAACCGCCCAUAAAUUUCGAGCCCGACUUCAUUAUUGAUACAGAUGGUCAUACCGGUUUACAUUGGGCUGCGUCAAUAGGUGAUCUUGACAUAUUGAAACAACUCAAAAGAUUCGGUGCAAAUCUUGUUUGUCGAAAUAAUCGUCAAGAAACUCCGCUUAUGCGAUCAGUCCUCUUUACAAAUUCAUAUGACAAGCAAAACUUUCCUCUCAUUGUUAAAGAAUUAAUCAAUACUGCUCAUGAAAUUGAUUCAUGUGGAGCUACAGUUCUUCACCAUGCAGCUGCGACAACUAACAUGAAACAAAAGUUCAGAUGCGCUCAAUAUUAUUUGGAUGUUCUGCUUGAAAAGCUUAUCGAAAUUUUUCAUCCUGAUGAGGUACAAAGGUUGUUGGAUGCCCGAGAUAUUAAUGGAAAUACUGCAAUUCAUAUUGCCGCGAAGAACAAAGCCAGGAAAUGUGUACGAGCUUUGAUGGGUCGUGGUGCCUCUACAGAUAUUUUAAAUGAUAUGGGUGAAACGGCUGAGGAAAUAAUCCAAGACCUGAACGCUUCUCGCAGAUCCGAAAGACAUCAGCAAGCUGCUUCUUCUUCACCUUUUGCUCCGGAUUCAGCUCGUCACUUAUCUCAUUAUGAUGCUCUUGAACAAGAGGAUCCAAGAGGUGUAGCGCAUAUUUCAGAGGCUGCCAUGACUUUGAAGAAUAAUGCGGAACCAAUUUUAUUGGAGAGAUUACAUGCUUUAGCUUGUAGCUUCGAUGAAGAAUUGGCGGAAAAAGAAAAUGCAGAGGCGGAUAGUAGGAGGAUUUUAGAGGGGGUGAGGAUGGAGUUGGUGGGAGUCAGGGAACAGGCUAGACACUUAGCGGAGGAAGAAGAAGGCGAAGAAAAUGUCAUUGCAGCAAAGGCGCAUCUCGUGGGUUUACAAGAAAGAGUCCAAAGUUUAGUGGAAAGACAACAACAACUCCUCUUACUCUCUCGUACACAACACGAAGGGUCAAAGAUAAAUGGUCAUGGAGGUGGGCAAAUUAAUGGAACGGGAGAUUCGGAAGAUGGAGAUAAUGAUAGAAUACUAGCAGCGCAACAAUUGCAUGUGGAAUCCCGAAGGAGAAAGGCAUUAGUGGGUGAAUAUAUUGGAGCGCUAGGGGUUGCUGGUGGUGGUGAUGAGGGAGAAUUAUAUAAGAGGGUUAUUGUAAGGGAUUUGGGGGUGGAUGAAGGAGAAGGGGGAUUAAGUGAUGAGGGGUUGGAUGCAUUAAUAGCGAAUUUGGAGGAAGAGAGAGGAGGUGUGGGGUUGGAGAGGGAGGUUGGUGAUGAGUUAUAGGGUUGGAUGUGAGGUUGCAACACUUUUUAUCGUUUCAGAUGGUAAGAAGAUUUACAUACGAGGGAUUUGUGGCGUUUAGGUGAAGGACUAGACAAGGGAAAUGGAAUGGAAUGGGAUGGAAUAUUUAGGGUACUCCUAUUGAGAUUUCGGGCAUUGCGAUGGAUGGAUGCAUGGAUGUAUAGAUUAAGGGAAGUUCAGGUGUUUUAUCCACCAAUCGUUAUGUUAAGUAUAUAUUGGUAUUAUAGGAAGCGGAGUGCGUAUAUAAAAUGAAUUAUUACAAUUAUUGACUUGUUCAUUCAAAAAGGGGGUGUUGCUAACUUUUUAGUAGUGUUUUAGAAUGAUGAAGAAAUAUAGAUUAUAAUUCUCUUGAUGAUUAAUGUAUUCUAUUU
Sclerotinia trifoliorum is the source of this 2925-nucleotide messenger RNA. NCBI's taxonomy places the organism in Eukaryota, Fungi, Ascomycota, Leotiomycetes, Helotiales, Sclerotiniaceae. The record is from the annotation of a GenBank genome assembly.